AUGCCAACUCCUCCCCCUGAUUGGGUCAAGGCCCUCAAGCCUGCUGGCCCCCAAGGCUCCGAGCUCCUUCAGCAGGAGCGCGCACAGUCGAAUGUGAAUGUUGAGAAACUAUCCGAGUUGCUCCACACCAAGCAGACCCUGCAGCGUCAAGAACAUCUUCUGGGUCUCCUCCAACCUGAGAAGGUCUUCGACAAGUCACAGAACCACACAUUGGGCCGCGUCGAGCGCCUGCAGCGGUCGCUCGGCAAGGCCAAGCGCCUCCAGCAGCUGGCAGAGCAGCACAAAUGGUCCAUGGAAGAGCUUCACGCCGCCAAUGAGCUGAUUGGCGAGCCCACCCCCUAUGGCUUGCACGCCAGCAUGUUCCUGGUCACCCUCCGUGAACAAGGAACCCCCGAGCAGCACAAGCUGUUCCUCGAACGCGCCCAGAAAUACGAGAUCAUCGGUUGCUACGCCCAGACCGAGCUGGGCCACGGAUCGAACGUGCGUGGCUUGGAAACCACUGCUACUUGGAACUCCGCCGAUAAGACCUUCACCAUCAACUCCCCCACAUUGACUGCUUCCAAGUGGUGGAUCGGAUCACUUGGUCGCACCGCCAACCACGCCGUUGUUAUGGCCCAGCUGUUCAUCGAUGGCAAGAACUUUGGUCCCCACCCCUUCGUUGUCCAGGUCCGUGACUUGGAGACACAUCAGCCCCUGGACAAUGUCUACGUAGGCGACAUCGGCCCUAAGUUUGGCUACAACACUAUGGAUAACGGUUUCUUGCUGUUCAACAACGUCAAGAUCCCCCAUGUUAACAUGCUGGCCCGCUUCUCUUCCAUCGACAAGGCCACAAACCACUAUUCUAAGCCUGCGAUGCCCUCGCUGGUCUUUGGUACUUUGACCUGGGUGCGAUCGAACAUCGUUUUGCAGGCCGGUGGUGUUCUCGCUCGCGGUGUCACCAUCGCGACCCGAUACUGUGCGGUCCGAAGACAGUUCCAGGACCGUGAUGCGGAACCGCACGCUGGUGAGAACCAGGUCCUCAACUAUAAGAUGGUGCAGGUCCGCCUGUUGCCUCUGUUGGCUUCGAUGUAUGCUCUGCACUUUACCGGUCGUGGUAUGAUGCGUCUAUAUGAAGAGAACCAAAGCCGCAUGAAGGCUGCGAACUCUCCUGGUCAGGACUCCCGUGGUGCUGGGCCCGAGGAGCUCCGCGCCGGUGCCAACCUGCUCGCUGAUCUGCAUGCCACAUCCUGUGGUCUCAAGGCCCUCGCCAGUACCACUGCUGGUGAAGGCCUGGAGAUUUGCCGUCGCGCAUGCGGUGGUCACGGAUACAGCAGCUACAGCGGCAUUGGCCCCUGGUACUCCGAUUAUCUCCCCACUCUGACCUGGGAAGGUGAUAAUUAUAUGCUUACCCAGCAGGUCGCUCGUUAUCUUCUGAAAUCCGCUCGUGGAGUUCUCGCUGGCAAGUCCGCCGGUAAUGAUACCAGCCGGAUCCUGCAAGCAUACCUCGACCGACGUGAGAAGGGUGCUUCAUUCGAUGUGCUCGAAGAAGACAAGGACAUUGUCGAUGCCUUUGCCUGGCGCACUGCUCACUUGACCUUCGAGGCCCUCAAGCACCGUGACGCCGAGCAGCGCUCCUGGAACAGUCUGCUGGUCGACUUCUGGCGCCUGUCCACUGCCCACUCUCAGUACCUCGUCGUCAAGAACUUCUACGAGGCCGUCUCUUCUCCCCAACUCUCCGCCUCCCUGGACCCCGAGACCAAGGGCCUCAUGCACAAGCUCUUCCGACUCUUCUCCCUGCACACCCUGGAGCGCGAAGCCGCUGAGUUCUUCGCCUCUGGUGCUGUGACCGUUCGCCAGAUUACCCUGACCCGCACUACUGCCGUCAUGAACCUCCUUGAUGACAUUCGUCCUCAUGCCGUUCGCUUGGUCGACGCAUGGGCCAUCCCCGAUUGGCAAUUGGACAGCAGUCUCGGUCGCUACGAUGGAAAGGUCUACGAGGACCUUUUCCGUCGGGCUAGCCAGGAAAACCCCGUCAACGAUCUGACCUUCGACCCCUACCCCUGGAACUCUGCCUUACUCAAGAACGAGCCAGCGAAGAGCAAGCUGUAA
Penicillium salamii is the source of this 2088-nucleotide messenger RNA. Lineage: Eukaryota; Fungi; Ascomycota; Eurotiomycetes; Eurotiales; Aspergillaceae. The record is from the annotation of a GenBank genome assembly.